Molecule: messenger RNA, 5285 nt
Organism: Bufo bufo (common toad)
Lineage: Eukaryota; Metazoa; Chordata; Amphibia; Anura; Bufonidae
Gene: SMG7
Product: SMG7 nonsense mediated mRNA decay factor
Exons: 23
Coding region: 181-3759 (1192 amino acids)
Biological process (GO): nuclear-transcribed mRNA catabolic process, nonsense-mediated decay
Cellular component (GO): telomerase holoenzyme complex
Molecular function (GO): telomeric repeat DNA binding; telomerase RNA binding; protein binding
Source: RefSeq, a predicted model, not a curated record
GGGGAAAGCGUUCAGUGGGACUCUCCGGGGGGUUGGUUGUCAGGGGGACAAGGGGGGGUUUGAAGGCCCGGGACCCCAUCCUCACAGGCGGUGGGGGGGGCCCGGAAAAGAUGGCUGACUCACGACCGCUUCGAUAUUGAGCCUGUGUGGAGAGUCCGAAGCAGAAAGCCCCGGUGGAGGAUGAGCCUGCUGUGUGCGCAGUAUCUCCGGCAGGCCGAAGUCCUGAAAGCAGAUAUGACAGAAUCCAAGCCUGGCACAGCAGAGGUGUGGACAUCGCGUCAAGCUCUACAGGACUUGUACCAGAAGAUGCUCGUCACAGACCUGGAGUAUGCACUGGACAAGAAGGUGGAGCAAGACCUCUGGAAUCAUGCCUUCAAGAACCAGAUUACAACGCUGCAGGGUCAGGCGAAAAACCGGGCGAAUCCGAAUCGCAGUGAGGUGCAGGCUAAUCUGUCAUUAUUCCUAGAGGCAGCUAGUGGAUUCUAUACACAGCUUUUGCAGGAGUUAUGCACUGUGUUUAAUGUGGAUUUACCAUGCCGAGUGAAGUCCUCUCAGCUGGGGAUUAUCAGCAAUAAGCAGAUGCACUGUGGGACCGUGGUGAAACCUCAAUCCAGUUCCUGCUCCUAUAUCUGCCAGCACUGCUUGGUUCACCUUGGAGAUAUUGCUCGCUACAGAAAUCAGACAAGCCAAGCUGAAUCAUAUUACAGACAUGCUGCUCAACUUGUCCCUUCCAAUGGUCAGCCAUAUAAUCAGCUGGCUAUCCUUGCCUCUUCGAAGGGGGAUCAUUUGACCACUAUUUUUUACUACUGCCGCAGCAUCGCUGUUAAGUUUCCUUUCCCAGCAGCCUCCACAAACCUGCAGAAGGCUCUUUCCAAAGCACUGGAGAGUCGCGAGGAGAUGAAAAAACGAUGGAGUGUCUCAGAUUUUAUCAAGGCCUUCAUUAAGUUCCACGGACAUGUUUAUUUAGCAAAAAAUUUGGACAGAGUGAGCCAUCUGCGAGAGCAACUGGAGGAGCAAUUCAAGAGUAUGGUAUUUCAAAAAGUCUUCAAUUCCCAGCAGUUGGUUCAUAUCACAGUGAUCAACCUGUUUCAGCUGCACCACCUGCGGAAUUUCGGUAUUGAGGCCGAGCAACAGAGCUUUAGCCAAGAUGAGGACCUGUGCUGGUCUCAGCUGCUGGCUCUCUUCAUGUCGUUCCUUGGCACCCUUUGCAGAAGUCCCUCCAAGACCCGUCACUGUGAUGAAACAUCCUGUGCCGAUCCACUUCCUGCUAUCAAGGUGUCUCUCGACUGGAUGAAGCUGCGUCCCACUGUAUUUCAGGAGACCGCUAUGGAGGAAAGACAAUAUGUUUGGCCAUGGCUGAUUUCCCUGUUAAACAGUUUUCGUGUACUAGAGGAAGACCUGACCAGUACCAACUUGUUGCCGCUUCCAGAGGAGUUUGAGCUUCAGGGGUUUCUGGCUCUUCGACCAGCAUUCAGAAACCUUGACUUCUCUAGAGGCCACCAAGCUAUUAUCGGAGACCGGGAAACUCGGCACCGCCGACUGCGAGCCAUUCGCCUUGUCUCAUUAGGAAAGUGGAUAUCUGAAAACCAGCCGAGGCUGUUGCAGUACCGUACUGUGCAAGGUGAAGUUUCCUUCUUCACAGAUAUUCCUGAAGUCAUGAUUGAAGAUCCAGAUGAUGCUGAAGACUUGUCUUCGCCACUGGAGACUAGGCAGGCAGACACUCAGAAAACCGAGCUAAGUCCCGGUUUGAAAUCUGUACUUUCCACUGGGCGCAGCCCCAACGGUGACACUUCUGAAAAGCCUGUGGUUACUUUUAAAGAGAACAUUAAACCCCAGGAGGUAAACCGUGAUGUGCCAGCUCGGAGUUAUACAAGAACAGCCAAUGCUGGUAAAGAACUGAGAGACUUUAAUAAAGGGAUUAAUGCUACCUCUAACAAGAAGGAUAAUAACGGCAAACGAAAGAAUGAACCCAAGAAGGCUGGUGCUGACAAGGUGCAGGAAUCGGGAAAACAGAGCAUUGCUGUGCAGGUGAAAACGUCAGUCUCUGAGGCAAGAAAAACACCAGUGACCCCGACAUCUAGUCCAAACACCAACACACAGUUCAUACCUAUCCACCAUCCUGGUGCUUUCCCACCUUUGCCUAGUCGACCAGGAUUUCCCCCUCCUGCCUAUGUCAUCCCACCUGUGGCAUUCUCAAUGAGUUCUGGGUAUACCUUUCCUCCUGGAGUCAAUGUUCCUGGAUCUUUCCUGCAGCCUUCAUCUCAUUCUGCUGCUGGGAGUCAGGGGCCUCCAGGUAAACAGUCCCACAUUCCUUACAGCCAGCAGCGGCCUUCAGGCCCAGGGACGCCAGUCCAAGGAGCUCUUGGUAACCAUCUGCCUGGCCAGUCACAGCCACAAGCUCCGUCUAGUUCUCCAACUCAACAAAGCACACCGACAUCAGCACAGCUGCAGAUUCAAGUGAUGGCGCAGCAACAUUCACCCACUAAACCUAUACAGUCUCUUGGAAAGAACCCCCAGCUCCACCCUUCUCUCCAGCAGUACCAGCAGACUGUAGACGCCUCUAAGCAGUUAUGGAACUCUCCUCAAGUCCCAAACUCGCUCGGAAAGCUACUACCACCAAUGAAGCAAAACUAUUUCAUGGACGGUCGUCUGCCAAGUGAACCUCUGAGCAUGUUGGAGCAGUGCCUACAGCAUCCAAUCAUGCAGCAGCCCCUGGAGAAGAAGAUGAAGUCUUUCCCAGUGGAUGCCUACAAUCAGAACACUUCUGAGAUGAAGAUGUCCGACUUCUACUGGGGGGACCAAACAUCUUACAACCUAAAUGACAACAGAGCCCUGUUGGCACAGCAGUCCAUUAAUAACCAACGGAGCAAGCGCCAACCAGCUGGCUAUCGGUCAGGGCAGGAUUCAAUUGCAAGAUUACCAUUCGAGGAACCCAAGCGUUCCCCUCUCCUUCCCCCGGACCUGUUAAAGAGUCUGGCUGCUCUAGAGGAGGAGGAAGAGCUGGCUUUCUCCCCUCCUCCUGAUCUUUACCCAGCUCUGCUCGGCCCUCUGGCCACACUCCCUGGACGAAGCCUCUUUAAGUCUCUUCUGGAAAAGCCAUCUGAGCUGAUAUCCCAGCCCCCCUCUUUCCUCUCACUCACUGGAUUUUCACUGAGCCAGCAGGAAAGGUUCCCGAGUAACAGCGUCUUCAAUGAUGUGUACAGCAAGUCGUCCUGCGGUAGCACGAAAUCGGAAGUGUGCCAUCCAAUCGGACAGCAGGAGACCUCUCUUUAUUCUCUGUUUGAGGGCAAACCUUGGUCUCCAUCUCUUCCAGCAAGCUCGGACCAUUCUACACCAGCCAGUCAGUCACCUCAUUCAUCAAACCCGAGCAGCUUACCAAGCUCUCCACCCACCACAAACCAUACAGCCCAGCCCUUCUCCAACUUCGGGCCUAUAGGAACCCCAGACAACCGUGAUCGGCGUUGUGCUGACCGAUGGAAGACUGACAAGCCAGCUAUGGGUGGCUUUGGUCUGGAUUACCUGUCUGUGACCUCAUCAUCCGAGAACAGCUGGCGCCAGAUAAAUAAUUCCAGCAGUGCGAAUGCUUGGGCAGCUCAAAGCAACGCAAGAGAGGACUCUUCAGCUGCUCUGAUGGAGAGCUUGAAGUCUAUUUGGUCAACCACAAUGAUGCACCCUGGCCCAUCAGCCCUGGAGCAGCUCCUGAUGCAGCAGAAGGAGAAGCAGCAGAGAGGACAGGGAUCACUCAAUCCUCCGCACUGAGAGACGGGAAGAAGAACCCAGUGACAUACAUGGCAUGAUUGGUCAGCAGCACAGGACAGGAUAUGUCCUGAGCCCUGAGGAGGGCAGCCCUCUCUCCCCCCUCACCGAUCUGGGGGGGAGCACAUGUGGGGGAGCGUCCAGCGUAUCCCACCAAAUCUGAAAACCCCCGACCGCAGGCGACGCAGUUACCUGACGGACACAGCAGGAAGUUCCCCCUCCAGAGGGAGCUUGGGACUUCUUGAGUAUGGGGGGAAAAGGGGUAACGUGCCCCCAUCUUUCUCGUUAUUUGUGCAUGCCUCUCACAGCACCCCCUGAACUUCUGCCUAACACACGGAUAGGAAAUAUCCCCCAGCAGUGCAAGGCAGGUGGGGGCAAUAAGAGCUCUUCCCUCAGCCGUAAUGAGUUUUAUGGUUCUGUAUCUAGGUGGCGGGUGCACAAGAAACACCCCCCGCAUCCAAUUUACAACCGAAUGUCAGGGACUCUCUCCAUUAGUGGAGACUGAGGAACUGGUCCCCUCUCGCCCACCAGCUUGUGCUGGCUGAGGGAGGUGUGAUUGAAUGGGUAACUUUUUUUUUUUUUUUCCCCUUUCAGGGGAAUGGGUGAGGGGUUGCGUGUCUGUGUCACAGUUAUGAAUGCUUGCUUGUUCCCAUUGAGUGUCCUUAAUCUACUUUGGUGUCUGUCAUUCCCUGCCUGCUUAAUUGUCAUGUGUGUUUGUGUGUGCGCUCAAUGUUCCCCUAAAGCUGAGUAUUGCAGUCUGGAUGGUGGCAUAUUGGGGAGGUGCUUUUAUGAUGGGGCAGAACAUAGCAUAGAACUGGGCUAUACAGCCCUCCCUUCCCUCCCAUGGGUUAUAGCUAGACUUCAGCUGAUUUUUUUUUAUUUUUUUUUCCUCUCCCCUUAUUAGCCUGCCUCUUUGCGAAGUCCCUUACAGCUGGCGGAGGGGCACCUGAAGUGUAGGAUCAAGUUGCAAUACUAGUUGCAAGUGCCAGAGCUGAUAGCACAAGGCAAGAACAGGAAUUGUUCUGUCCUCUACACUGCUCCAGCAAGACGACGAGCAUUGCGCACAAGCAGUGAGAGAGCUGGGAUGGUUGCGAGUGGUGAGCAAGAUGAACACAUGAUCUAGUGGAAAUAUGGUGAAAAAGAGCAUGAGUGCCUCACGUGUCCAUCUGGAUGGAGUGAGAAAUGGUUCUUCUACGUAGAGUCGGCAUACAGGUCGCCCCUAUGUGUGUUUGUGGAUGUCAAGGGGUACCAUCUGGUGCCCCCGCACGUUUAGCACCUCCUGCAUUGAACAUACAUCUAACACACAGUUUGGGGCCAGAUGUUUUCCGUAGAACGAAGGAUUCUCUUGGAAGAAGCCAGUACUCUUUGGGGAUAAAAUAUAAACUGAGAAGUGGCAAGGUGCCACUUUGGCUAUUUUAGCAGGAUCUAGAGUGUGGAGACCCCUAUUCACUCCUCCCCUUUUCCUUGUGUUCUUGUGUGAGCACCGUCUGCUCAGAUCUGCUUUACCAUUAAUAAACUCAUCUUCUCUA